Molecule: messenger RNA, 3801 nt
Organism: Plasmodium gallinaceum
Lineage: Eukaryota; Apicomplexa; Aconoidasida; Haemosporida; Plasmodiidae
Product: RAP protein, putative
Exons: 1
Coding region: 1-3801 (1266 amino acids)
Source: RefSeq, a predicted model, not a curated record
AUGUUUAAAAAAAAAUAUAAUAUAUUUGUAGAUAGUAUAAAUAUAAUUAUACGUAAUAAGUUAUGCAAUCAUUUUUCUUACAUAUUUCUGAAUUCAACUAAAAAGAAGAUAAUAAACAUUGAUAAUGUAAAUAAAAUAAAUAAGAAAAAUGGUUUAAGUUGUAAAAAAAAAGAACUGUUAGGAAAUGGAUAUAAGAAAAAUGAAGAAAAUAAAAAAAUAACAAAUUUAUGUGAACAACUAAAUGAUAAUUUGAGAGAAAAAAAAUAUAAUCUAUAUGAAAAUAAUUUAAUUUAUUCCUUAUCCAUUGCAGAAAAUUCUAUAGAAAUAUCUCAAUUAAUAAAUGUAAUUAGUAAAAAUAAAAUUAAUAACAAUAUAAAAUCUGUUUAUGUUAAAUUAAUCAAUAAAAGUUUAAAAAUUUUUGAUAAUAUUCCUAUUAGAAGUGUAAGUUUAAUUUUAAAUAGUAUGCUUAAAUUAAAUUAUUAUCACAAUGAUUUUAUUCUUUUAUUUUUUAAAAAUAUAAAGAAAAUAAUAGCGCAAAGUAAUAGUGUUGAUAUAUGUAUUUUAUUUCAUUUUUACGUAAAUAUUUUAGAUCGAUUUUCACAUUUAGAAAAAAGAAAUGAUAUAUUAUUAAACUUAUUUUUGAAAAAAAUAUAUAAUUUCAUUUCUUCUCUUCAAAUUCAUGGUAUAUCUUGCAUUUUAAGGUGUAAUAAAAAAUUAAUAAAAAAAAAAGGGAUUAUAUGUAACAAUUAUAAUAUAAAUAAUGAAUUAAAUAAAAAAAAAGUAUUAAAUAUUAACAAGCAAGAAGAAGAAAAAGAAACAAAUGAAACAACAAAAUAUAAUAAUGCAAAAUUGAUUGAAGAAAUAAAUGAGAAUUUGAAAAAUAAUUUCUAUUUAAAAAUAUCUUAUGCAAGUAUUCAGCAACUAUGUAAUAUAUUAGAAGAUUUAGAAUUCUUUAAUUUAAUUGAUGAUAAUUGCUAUUAUGAUGUUUUAAAUAUAUUAAAAAACAAAAGAAAUUUAGAUAAUUUUAAAAAUAUUGAUUAUUUAAAUAUAUUGAAUAUUAUAAAAAGUAGAAAUAUUAAAUAUAAUAAUUUAUUUUCUGUUUCUCAUUUUUCAUUUAUAUUUGAUGAAUUAAAAAACAAAAAUUAUGAUAAUUUUUCUACUGAUGAUUUAGCUGAAUUAAUAAAAAUAUUAUAUUAUUUUAAAAAAUUCUAUCACAUUAAUUUUUGUAUGAAUAAAUUAGAAAGUUCUUUAGAUAAAAGAAAUAUAGAUGAAAUAUCUUCCAUUUCAACAUUAAUAUACCUCCUUUAUGAUUUUUCACGAAUUAACAAAAGUAAUAAUAUUAUAAAUUCUUUAAAUGAAAAAAUAUUUUUAUGUAUAAUGAAUAAAAUGUAUAAAGAAAAUGAAAAACAAAAAGAAAAUGAAAUUGAAAAGGAUGUAAAUGGAAAAAAUCAUAAUGUUCAUUAUAUAUCUAUACCUAUAAAAGAAUCACUUCUAUUAGUUAAGUCAGUAGAAAUAUUAAUAGACAAAAAUUUUAUUAAUUCAGACUAUUUAAGUAAAACAAAUUUCAUCUUAAGUAAUUAUGAAAACUAUUUUCAAUUUUGUAAUAAUUAUGAAUAUAGUAAUUAUGUAUUAUAUAAAAUGUUGCUAUUGGGGAAAGUUAAAUAUAACAAUAUUUUUGUGUUUAUGAAUUUAUUACAAAAUUCAUUAAUUUUUUCAUUAUAUUUUUGCAUUAAAGAUAUAGUAUUAUUUUUAAAAGCUUUAAGUUUUUGUUCUUAUUUUAUCACUAAAAAUAAUUAUGUAAUUUUUGAAAAUACUUUAAACUAUUUGAGUUUUUUAAUAAUAUCACAAAGUGUUCUUUUGAAAAAAAAAUCAACCUGUAACAGUAAUGAAAUUAUGAGAAAAAUGAAUAAUAUAAAUAAUUUUUUAAAUGAUAAAAGUUUAAAUAAUAUUAAUCGCAUAGAUGAAAUAUAUAAAAAUAUAGAAAAAAUAAUAGAAAAUAAUUAUUUAUAUUUAAAUACAUUAAAAAAUGAUAGUUAUCCUAUUAUAAAUAUGGAUCAUAAAAAGGAUUAUAAUUUAAAUGAAAUUAAAAAUAUCAUGAAUAAUAUCAAUGAAGAUAACAAUUUAAAUUAUGAAUAUACAAAAAUAAGUUCCACUGAUUGUUCAAAUAUAUUAUACUACUAUAAGAAAUUAAAUUACAUCAAUCAUGAUAUCAUUAAAAUAAUUUUAAAAAAUAUUUAUAUAAAUAUAAAUUAUUUAAAAAAUAAGCAUAUACUUAAAAUGAUAAAUGGCUUUAGUAUAAUAAAAAAUAUUGAUAAUGAAUUUAAUUCUUUUAAUUCAAUUGUUAAAAAAGUUGUAAUCAAAUUUAUAUCUUCACAUAAAGAAAAUGAUAAUGAUAUGAUAAAAAUAGAUGAAACAAUUAAAUUGUUUUAUCUUAUUAGCAAAUUGAAUAUACUAAAUCAAUUUAAAAAUGAUUUAUUUAGAAAAUAUAUUUUAAUAUACUUGGAAAAUAUGUUAAAAAAUAACAAAUUAAAUGAAAAAAAUAUUCAAUUAUUAUUACAUACUUUUAAAAAUAUGUAUCCUUAUCGUUACGCAAAUUUAAUAGAGUACUCGUUGAAUCAAAUUAAUCAAAUAAUUGAUGACAAAUGUUUUAUUAAAAAUGAUAAAAAUGAAAUAAUUAAUAAAAAUAAUGUGAAAUUAAAUGACAUUUUUUCUUUAUCCUUUUUAAAAGUAUACUUUUCAUCAAUACCUAUUUUAAUAAAUCCAAUAACAAAUAUUUAUUCUAAUAUAAAUGAUAUAUAUCUUAGUAUUAGUGAAAAAUUAUUUGAACAAUUAUAUGAAAAUAUAAAAUCAAAUGAAAAUUUAAAAAAAGAUAUAUUGCCAAUUGUUAUAGAUUUUAUUAAUUUAUCAUUUCCAUAUAUUAACUCUUUUCAUAAAUACACAGAUUUGAUCAUUUACAUUUUUGAAAAAAAUGAAAUAAUAUCAAAAGAUCAAUUUUGUAUUCUUUUGUUAAAUUUAAAAUUCUUUUCUCAUAAACUCUUUAAAACUGACAAUUGUAAAAUAUUAAAUAUGAGUAAAGAAGAACUUCUAUUUAAAACAGAUGAACAUUUAAAAAUGUUUAACCACAAUAAUACAUGUGAUGAAAAGAUCAAUUUAAAAGAAAAACCUACUACUAAUAAAUCAUUCUAUGAUUUUAGUUUUAAUGAAAAAAAAUUAAUUUUUUUUGAUACAGAAGAUGAUAAUGAAAAAGAAAUCGUAUCGAGAGAGUUUAAUUACAUUGAUUUAAAUAACUUAUAUGCAAAAAAAGAAACUGCUAAAAAAAGAAGAAUUUUUUGUGAUGCAGAAAAUGUAAUAAAAGAAAAAGAAAAAAAAGAAACAAUCAUGAAAAAGAAUUUAUUAAAUGAAUUUGAAAUAAUUUUAAGAAAAUACUCCUAUUGUCAAAAUAAGGAAGAAGAUAAAAUAGAAAUUUCAAAAAAUGUAAAAAUUUUUAUAUUUUAUAUUAAGUAUAUGGAUUUAAAAAAAAAAAUUAUAUUCGACUUUUUAGAUGAGAAAGAAUACUUUAAAGAAAUAGAUAAUUCAUCGAUAGAAAUAUUGCCUUUUACUAAUUUGCGUUUAUUAUUUUUAAAAAAAUUAAAAUUUAAAAUACUUCUAAUGCCUUUUUAUGAGUGGGAAAAUAGUUACGGAAGAUUAGAAAAAGUGAAAACUAUUUAUCAAAAAUUAUUAAAUAUUACAAAUAAUGACAACUCUUAUUUGGGUCAAGAAAAUAAAACUCACAUUUUUUCAUCUAUUGGACAGUAUCAAUAA